Molecule: messenger RNA, 1364 nt
Organism: Ruditapes philippinarum (Manila clam)
Lineage: Eukaryota; Metazoa; Mollusca; Bivalvia; Venerida; Veneridae
Product: CST complex subunit STN1-like
Exons: 3
Coding region: 138-389 (83 amino acids)
Source: RefSeq, a predicted model, not a curated record
AAAUUCUGUUUAAGAUUUAAAAUUAUGGAUAUAUAUUUUUUUAGGGUGCCAGUAUAGAGAAACAGCAUUCAUUACUGUUUGAAGUUCUGUGUCUAUUGGAGGACGAUGGUCAUGUGACCAGAAGGAAUGAUAGAAGGAUGUUGUUUGAGGUUUUGCUUCACAAAUCAAAGCUAGAGAGAAAUAUUAUGAAAAUACUUGUAACAGACACAUCAAAGUCUAAAUAUUGUGAGAAGGGAUGUCAUUAUUUACAUGUAUUGGAUGAGCUUCACAAGACACUACAGUAUUCUAAGUUGAAGAAGGAAGCAUUGAUGUUCUGUCUGCAGAAACUGGAAGCUCAAAGUGAUGUUAUAAGAACAACUCAUGCGCAUUAUCUCCCUUGUGGUGAUUGAAAUUAAAGGCACAUAAUGCCUCAGAAAUUAAUACAUUUUUUCUUCUUUCUGUAGCAAGAGCAAACAUGUGUUUUAUAAUGUAAUGAUAGAUUUAGAAUCUGUCAGAUUCUUAACACCCGGAGAAAAUAGCGCUGAAUGUGAGACAAUGUGUGAUAAAAGUAGAACAAUGUAAACAAUGAAGUAUCUUGACUUCCAUACAAAAUACUAAAUCUGUAUACGUGUAAUAAUUGCCAAAAUGCAACAUGGCUAAGGCAUAGGCAGAUAAAAAGUGUUUUGGAAACUGUAACAAGACACAAAACAUGUUUUUGAAAAAAAAAAUGUUAGCAUUUUUAAAGCUUAACAGGUUUUUAAAGUAAAUUCGAGAUGAAAGUAUUGCUACAUGGCUAGAUGUAUUCAAUUCAGAUGGAUUGAUAGUUUAGUAUAUAGAGGAUAUUGAGUGAGUGUAAGUUCAAUACUGAAUUUAUUGCACGAGUUGAAUAAAAUUAUAUUAUGCGAGCCUCUGGCGAGCAUAAUAUUAUUUUAUCCAACGAGUGCAAUAAAUUCAGUAAUGAACUUACACUAAUUUAAUAUUCUAUUUAUCACAUACCCAAAAUAAAGACCAUUUAAAGUGAAAUAGGAGUCAUUUUUCAUUGACGCGCCUAUAGUAUAACGCUGACAUUUAGCGCGUCUUUACACUAUGUUUGUAUAACGCUAAUGACGUCACAUCAAAAUAUAUGCACGGCCGUGUAAUACCAUAUUUACGGAGUCGCAAAAUCGGCACGGGUGUGUGAUAAAAUGGUGUAUAGUGUUAUUACUGAUACUAUUAUAAUGUUCCUAUCAUGUGAUAACCAUGAAAAAGAGAAAAUUGUUUCAAGCAACACAUUUGUUUUCAGGUUAAAAAGCAGUUUUUUAGCAUUGACUCUGAAUUUUGAAUUUUUGUCACCUGAAAUCGUUUUUAUGAAACUUUAGUCUAAAUAAAUUUUUAUAAAUUCUUGA